ACGGCCGCCGCCGUCGACGUUUCGAUCCGUUUCUGUCAUUGGCCUCAUUUCCGCUCGUCGAUCAACCACCUGUCAUAUUCAUUGUAUUAUUAACAAUUAUAACAAUAUUAUUCGAUAAUAAUAUUAUUGCGAUACGUUGUUACAGUACCUCCUAUGUAGUUGUCGCGCACUGAUCUCAAAACGAUUCGUCAUUCCGCGUUUUUCUAGCGUCGAUAUAAUAACCAUAGUAAAACCAGUGUAAUAUAAUUCAAUCUAAUAAUAAUAAUAAUAAUAAUAAUUUUGUCUUAUUCUGUGAUAAUACCACACAAUAUCAUAAUUUAUUAUUCGCGCACCUACACAGUAAACCACAACAAUCGUCAACGUGUUGCACUUCGUGGUCAUCCGCCCGCCAGCGAUUCGGCGAGCAUAAUAAUAUAAUAAUUUACUUGACACGACGAUUUCGGACGAACAUGGCCGUCGAUGGAAGCAUCGAUUUCCAGGAAAAGGAAAGGAUUUCAAAAGAACUUAGAGUUAGCAUGAACGAAUGGAGAGAAAUUAUAGUAUUGUUAAACGCAAUAAUGUCGUGGCAAAAAAAUUGGUUUCCCGCGAUUACGGUUAUAUGUGUAACGAGUUUAUACCUAUACGUGUGGUUGGUCAACUGUUCGAUACUAAACAUGAUCUGGCUGACCGGCCUAUGCGCCGCCCUGUUGGAUUGCAUCGUAUGUGGUCCGUUUCAAAGGAUCCUGCCACCUAGCAGCUGGGACCAGGACAAGGAGCGCACGUUCACAGAUAUCUCUGAAUGGGUGGCAGAUUGCUGGGUGACGACGAAGCUGUACACGAGCCGAUUUUUCAACCUCAGGCAAACACAUACCAAACUGUUUCAUUCUGUCUUAUCGGUAUCGUUCUUCAGCCUUUUGUACAUCGGAACCACAUUCAACAAUUUGUUCAUAUCAUAUAUUACAAUUUUGGCGAUUUUGCUGUUUCCCGGGUUCAAAACCAAAUCGGAAUACAUCGAGGGCAGUCUGCAGAGGUACGCUCAUCAUAUGCUGUCGGGCGACGACGACGAGGCGUCUUCAUAAGGCAACUAAACUCCUCAAAGCCAACUCGAUCUAUCUAACCAGCUCAUUAAUUAACUAUAACGUUUUAGUGAAAAUAGAUGGGUGUAUAUAGGGUUCAUCAAAUAUUUUUUUCCCCUUUCAGUUUUCAUAAAUAAAUAUAAUUUGUCAUGUAGUCUACUAUUUACAGUAGGUAUCAAUAAUGUGUGUGUGUGUGUGUGUACCUAUGUUAUGUUAAUUAUUAAUAAUUGUUAACCGCAGAACAAUUUGUGAGUCAUAGAAAUCGCGUUUUAUAGUGAUGAAAACGGAUACAACAUUUAAAUAUAAGUAAAAUAAUAUAAUUUUGUAAUAUUAUGAAAAUAAUAUAGGUAGUAAUGGAGAUACUUAAUAGUUUUUUUUUUUAUAAUUAUUAUUGUUUCACUUGCAGUGUUUUUCGCGUUCAUAAUACAAAUAUUUCAACAGGACGGUCGUUGUUUA
Messenger RNA from Metopolophium dirhodum (rose-grain aphid), 1511 nucleotides. RefSeq names its product ADP-ribosylation factor-like protein 6-interacting protein 1 (gene Arl6IP1). NCBI's taxonomy places the organism in Eukaryota, Metazoa, Arthropoda, Insecta, Hemiptera, Aphididae. The transcript has 5 exons. The record is from RefSeq and is a predicted model, not a curated record. Bases 450 to 1058 code for a protein of 202 amino acids.